Rattus norvegicus (Norway rat) is the source of this 5743-nucleotide messenger RNA. Lineage: Eukaryota; Metazoa; Chordata; Mammalia; Rodentia; Muridae. The record is from RefSeq and is a predicted model, not a curated record.
UCUUCAGCAGUGUCUUUUUCUGCUAGUUGGUCCUGAAGACUAAGAGGUCAGGAAGCUGUGGGCUGAGCAAGAGGGUCUCUCACUGAACCUGAGUCCACUGUUUUGGCUAGAUCAGUCAGUCUGCUGAAGAGACUCAGGGAUCCUUCUUCCUCUGGCCCCAAGCUCUGGUGACAUGUCUGGCUUUUUUUAUGUACUGGGAAUCUUAACUCAGGUCCUUAUUAUACCCAGUAAACCAUUUCCCUAGUAUCCCCUUUUACAUUUUUUUUGAAGCAAGGCAUCUUUAAGUCACCCAAGCUAUCCUUGAAUUCACUCUGUAGCCCAAACAGGCCUUGAACUAUUUUUCUUCCCAGCGCUGGGAUUGCACUCUUGUACCGGCAGGCCUGGCGGCAUGAUUUUUUUUUCAAAAGAUGCAUAUUUGGGAUUAUAAAUCAGUACAUGCACCUUGACAUAUGCUGCAAAAAUAAAAUUUAGCAAGGGUAAAAAUCAGUGAUAUUUUGCAUGCCGACUUCUCUGGAGACUGCCUCAAAAUCUUGGUCGCCCGCCCUUAGCUGUGGUGGUCUCAGCCCUGCCCUUUCUGCAGCGGCGACGGGAGGCCGCCAGGUGGCACUGCAGAACAAGGAUCCGGGAGGAGGAGCACGGAGUGGAGCGGCACGUGACUUGGGCUCCGGAGCUAGCGUCACGUGACGGGGCCCGGAAGCGGCUGUCCAGGAGGCUAAAAACCAUGGCUAGGGGUCGGCGCUGAGGCUGCGCGAGGUGGGCUGAGCGGGAGCCAGAGCGGGAGCCCGAGCCGGAGCCGGAGCCAGAGCCCGGGCCGGGCCGGGCCGACCGCCCAUCUCAACAAUCCUGCCUCAGUCUCCCCCAGUGAGCACUGCUGGUUGGAGAUUUUUGCCUUGUGCUGAUGGACCACACACAGUCUCUACCAUGUCCACACAGAGGCUUCGGAACGAAGACUAUCAUGACUACAGUUCCACUGACGUGAGCCCCGAGGAGAGCCCAUCUGAAGGCCUCGGGAGCUUCUCCCCCGGCUCCUACCAGCGCUUAGGAGAGAACAGUAGCAUGACAUGGUUCCAGACCCUGAUCCACCUGCUAAAAGGCAACAUCGGCACCGGGCUGCUGGGGCUGCCUCUAGCAGUGAAGAAUGCAGGCCUCUUGUUGGGCCCUCUCAGCCUGCUGGUGAUUGGCAUCGUGGCUGUGCACUGCAUGGGCAUCCUGGUGAAGUGCGCUCAUCACUUGUGUCGGAGACUGAACAAACCCUUUCUGGACUAUGGGGACACGGUGAUGUAUGGACUAGAAUGCAGCCCCAGCACCUGGAUCCGGAACCACUCCCACUGGGGAAGGCGCAUCGUGGACUUCUUCCUCGUCGUCACUCAGCUGGGUUUCUGCUGCGUCUACUUUGUGUUUCUGGCAGACAACUUUAAACAGGUGAUAGAGGCAGCCAACGGGACCACCACCAACUGCAACAACAAUGAGACCGUGAUCCUAACGCCCACCAUGGACUCUCGACUCUACAUGCUCACUUUCCUGCCCUUCCUGGUGCUGCUGUCUUUCAUCAGGAACUUGCGUAUCUUGUCCAUCUUCUCCCUGCUGGCCAACAUCAGCAUGUUCGUCAGCCUUAUCAUGAUAUACCAGUUCAUUGUCCAGAGGAUCCCAGACCCCAGCCACCUCCCCUUGGUGGCUCCAUGGAAGACCUACCCUCUGUUCUUUGGCACAGCGAUUUUUGCUUUCGAAGGCAUUGGAGUGGUGCUACCCCUUGAGAACAAAAUGAAGGACUCACAGAAAUUUCCACUGAUCCUGUAUUUGGGGAUGGCUAUCAUCACUGUGCUCUACAUCAGCCUGGGGAGCCUGGGGUACCUGCAGUUUGGAGCUGAUAUCAAGGGCAGCAUCACACUCAACCUGCCCAACUGCUGGUUGUACCAGUCGGUGAAGCUGCUGUACUCCAUAGGCAUCUUCUUCACGUAUGCGCUCCAGUUUUAUGUCGCAGCUGAGAUCAUCAUCCCAGCCAUUGUGUCCCGAGUGCCUGAACGUUUCGAGCUGGUGGUGGACCUCAGUGCUCGCACUGCCAUGGUCUGUGUGACAUGUGUUCUGGCCGUCCUCAUCCCCCGCCUGGACCUGGUCAUCUCCCUGGUGGGCUCUGUGAGCAGCAGCGCCCUGGCCCUCAUCAUCCCACCCCUGCUGGAGGUGACCACCUACUAUGGAGAGGGCAUUAGUCCCCUGACCAUCACCAAGGAUGCCCUCAUCAGCAUCCUAGGCUUCGUGGGCUUCGUGGUGGGGACCUAUGAGUCUCUGUGGGAGCUAAUCCAGCCAAGCCAUAGCGACUCCUCUACCAAUUCCACCAGUGCCUUCAUAUAAGGAUCUGGGUGUGCUCCCUUUACCUGCCCAGCCCUACCCUGUGUGUCUCCCAGUAGUGUCCCACAUCCUUAGGUGUGGCUCAGCCUCUGGAAAAAGGCAGGGUUACUGCCUGGGCACUCCUCUGGCAUUGGACCCUUGGGUAACCUGGGCUACAUGAGACAGAUGAGGGGAGGGCAGGGAGCACCCUCCACUUGUGAUGGUGCAGUCACUGCUCCCCUUUAUCAUGCCUCCUCCUUCAGCACCACCCCAACCCCGUCUGACCUUCCACGCCUAAAUUAUUCCCCUUGCACAGCUCACUUUAUUUAAAAGGUAGUCUCCUGCUCCCAAUGUCUUGAUUCCUUUAGCUCUUAAAGAGAAUGAGAUGCUGCCCAGACUGGAGGUAUUUAUUAGUGUAUUUAAGCUUAGGUUUCAGGCUCUGACUUCAGACCUGCCGUCUCCGUGAUUUCUUCUCCUUCAGCAACUUGCACUUGGCUCCUCCUGCCACAAAGAAACCUGACCCAGGGGACGAUGGAUAUGCCCUCCGCCCUCAUGGCUGAGUGGCCUAGAGGCCAUUUUGUUGUUUGUUUUGUUUUGUUUGUUUUUGUGUUUCAAGACAGGGUCUCACAUCACCAAAGUUGGCUUUGAGCUUGCUUGCUAUGUAGUCAAGGAUGAUGAUGAACUCUCGGUCUGCCUGUCUCUCUCUGCCUCAAGUACUGAGAUUGCUAGCAUAAGCUGCCACACCCAGCUGGCUCAGAGACCUCAAGCAGAUCACGUGAGCAUGCAGCACCUGUGGAAGGCCUAUGCAUGUGUGGACUUCAUGCAUGAGAUUGACGCCCUAUGGGCCCUCAGAAGUUCUGUGGCAUGCAAAGCUAAGGACGGGGUGCAGGUUCCUCUUCCUAGACAUUACGCACAAGGGUCAUUGUUUACAGUUUCUGGGGAGAGAGCAGAAGCCCUGCCUUGCCCCAAGCUGCCUCUGUAUCCUGGGCUUCCAAGGAACCACUAAACACUAACUGUAACCCCGUCCCUGUCCCUACUAUGCCUCCCACAGAGUCACCUGGCUUCUAGGUCAGCCACCUUAGGGUGUGCCUUUAGAGGCCACUGAGAGAGUCUGUGGCUUGCCACUGCUCCCGUUGGUGUCAGGACUUCCAAAGGACAGUGGUUAGCUCCCCAUCUCUGAGUUGUGUGUCUGUGAUUGUGCACACAUGUGUGCAUGCACACGUAUGCACAUGACAGGGUGGUUUAUGUCUCCUCCACUCUGGUUACCAGGCCCUUACCUAGAGAGAGCAUUCACCUUGAACCUUGAGUUAGAGAAAGAAGCAAGAACUUAUCAGGGUCUUGCUUUUGUAUUUGAUAGAAACUAGAAACUGGCCCAAUCUUGCAGCCAAACCCUUUCCUGCUGUCCUGUUGAUCAUCUCUUGAGUGACUUCCAGGUCAAGGGAUAGGAAAGAUAGUGUCUGGCUACAGCAGCAGCUGGCCUUAGCAGUUUGGUAGGAAGGGUCAUUGCUGUCUUGGUCCCGAGGAGAGCAAUGCUGUUUUCCCUUUCUUUUUUUUUUUUUUUUUUUUUUCUUUUUUUUCGGGGCUGGGGACCGAACCCAGGGCCUUGAGCUUGCUAGGCAAGCGCUCUACCGCUGAACUAAAUCCCCAACCCCUGUUUUCCCUUUCUUACAUUAGCACCCCCCACACCCCCCCUCUCCCGGUGCUUAUGUGGCUGGGUGCCAGCUGGGAUUCACAGGCGCCUUGCUUUCUGAAGUCUCAGGAUGGAAAAUGACCAAAGUAGGUUCAGAUGCUGGCCAGCAGCCCAACUGUGGGCCAGGCUCUCUCCUAGAGGCCACCGGAGCGUGGCUUCCUGGGUUGGAGGAAAGUAUAUUCAGAACUGUUAGAGGCACUCCUGUCCAGGUCUAGACCCAGUGUCUAAGGCCAGCUAUCCCUUCAGUACUCCUGGCCUGACAUUUCGUGGAGUGCCUUCUGUAGCAUUUGACUAAUGGCAGCUUCCUUGGUACCUUUGUAUGGCCUACAUCUUUUGACCUCUUGCUGUGGUCCUGGGGCACUGUCAAUUUGGUGACUUGACUCUUUGAGCAAGAUCAGGGCCUUUCUGGAUGGACACCAGGAAGCUGCUAAGCACAUAGUGCCAGGUGCCCGCACACAGCAGCCCUGAGUCAGAACCCUCCUGGCCCCUACCACUGUCAGGCCGGAGCCAGAUGGCCCCUGCCGAGAAAACACAGAUAAAUGGGAGCUUGGACGGAAUGAGAUAGACAAAGCUUGUGGAAACUAAGCUUGAAUCCAGGUGCCCAGGGGCAGACAUGCCCUCUCCUUGCUAGCCCGGUGCUUGUCUGUACUCAAAGUUUAUCUCCAGAAACCCGUUAUCCCAGACUUGAAUGUGAGCACUUGCUGGGAAGCAUAUGCUCCAGCCUGGGCAACCCACACAUGCCCUUAGCUGUGGUAUCACUUGUGCUGCUGUCUGGGUCGGGAGAGGUACAAGUUAGCUUAGGCCCACCCAUCUCACCUCCUUAGCCACACCUACAGGCAGGUGCUCCCUGCCUGCUCUCCCCCCUCCCUCUGGAAGUCUUGGGUUAAGUGUGAUCAGUGGUCUGAAGGUAGAUCCCAGAGCUCCCUCAUCCUCAGAGGUCUCCCUCCCUUCAGUGUCCGCUCUUUGGACACCAUUGUUUCACCUGAUCCUUCAGGAAGUGCAGAGCUCAGAUCAUGUUUACAGCAUUCACUUUCCCCUUCCAUGCCGAGGGCUCUGGACCCGGGUUUGCUUUCCCUACUGGCCAGCCCCAGCCACUACUCUCACUGGGAUACUGAGACUUUCUGGGGCCUGAUACAGGAACCAGACAGAGUGGUAAGACGUGGCGAUCAGGAGGGUGGCGCCAAGUUGGCCUGAGAAUUUAAUUUUCCAAAGUACAUUACAAAUCAGAUGCCAUUAAGGGAAAGCAGGCCACGUGGCUCAGUUUUUGAAACUGUGGUCAAUACUUGAAGGCACUUUAGUCCUGCUGGCUGUGCCAGCUUCUUUUUCUGUGUAUCCCGAGUCAUUCCCUGGUCAGAGACGUUAAACCGUGCUCAUAAGCAGUUCUUCAGAAAAAAAGAAGCAGAAAAAGAGGCUGGAAGGAACCUGGUGUUUGCCCUGUUCUUUGGUUUAAAUCAAGCUGAUGUUGAAGCUGUAUUUUUUUUAUUAACAAUAAAACUCAUGUCUGUAUAGUAGAACCGUCAGUAGCUGUGUGAAUCAAGGAACGAGAGGACGUGCAGAAUCUUAACAGCCAGACAGUACUGUGUGCUGUGUGCCUAGGUUGUGCAUUGCACACAUAUGUGCAUUGCACACAUGAAUCAUGUCAGAGCUUCUAGGUCUCAUUUGGGUUGCACAUAUGGAUCUUGUGUAAACUUUCCACGUCAAUAAAUGAAUUUUAUUUUUUAUUUUUGA